Messenger RNA from Racocetra fulgida, 383 nucleotides. NCBI's taxonomy places the organism in Eukaryota, Fungi, Glomeromycota, Glomeromycetes, Diversisporales, Gigasporaceae. The record is from the annotation of a GenBank genome assembly.
AUGAGCUCACAAUCUUUUCCAUUCUAUAGCAAUAAUAAAUGGCUAGAAACUGAUAUCGCAGACGUAACAAACCCGCUUUAUUCUCUAGCCAAAAAUUCACGACUUCUAAAAUUCAUAAUUACACAGCAUGACAGAGAGUUAAAAGUAGACCUGAUUCCCUGUAAAGAAUUUUACUCGUUAUUUGCACGUCUACAAAAUAUUAUUAAAGAUAAAUUAGUCGAUAAUCAUUUCAAAUAUUCAUCUAACAGCAGUAAAUCAGCAUCACCAGAAAAUACUAAUAUAAAUUACCAUAAAGGAUAUAGAUUAAUAGAAGGGUUAAUCGAAAACAUGAUUCUAAUACUUUAUCAUACACCAAGAGAUUCACCGACAACACCACCAGAAAA